AUGUUGAAGACUAUUUUUACCGCGUUAGCUCUGGCUACAGUUGCUAUUGCGACAAAAGACACUCCACCAGUUGUGACGGCUACAAUUAUUACGACUACUACGGUGUGCCCUGUGACAAGCACCUUCACUGAUGCUGGAACCACCAAAGUCAUCACAACGCUUACUACUUCGACACUCACCAUCACCAGUUGUCCAGGAGGAGGAUGCGGAAGUGGAGGGGUUUUAACUGUCCCAGGGCCAGCUGGAACAUCGACAACUACUACUACGGGAGUAACCACGACAUACACGACGGUUUGCCCAGUGACUACCACGAAAACUCUCGCUGGCUCAACUUUCUAUGAAACCUACACAACCACAUCCACUAUCGUUUCCGUUAUUGGCGGAGCCACCGUGGAAGUUACCAAGACAGGACCUGCAGUGACCGAGUCAACUGGUACCGGCGUCACAACUACGACCUACACUACGCUGUGUCCCGUAACCGAGACAAAAACUCUUGGAGGCUCAACUUUCUAUGAAACUUAUACGACUACGUCUACUAUAGUUUCCGUUCUUGGUGGAGGAACCGUUCAAGUCACCGCAACUGGCCCAGCAGUAACUCAAUCGACCGCCACGGGAGUUACAACUACAACAUACACCACACUGUGCCCAGUAACCGAGACCAAAACUAUUGGAGGAUCGACAAUUUUGGAAACCUACACGACUACCUCUACCAUAGUCUCAGUCAUUGGUGCCACUGUUCAAGUGACUUCUACUGGUCCUGCCGUUACUGAGAGCACUGGAACUGUCGCAUACACAACUUUGACCUCUUUAUCCCCAAUCACUGAGACUAAAGUCGUUGGAGGAAGCACCAUUACUGAGGUCCGAACAAGCACAAGUACCAUCGUCACAAUUGCUCAAACCAAGAUCGAGACAACUGCUACUGCUCCCGAUGUAACAAAGACUGAAGGUACCCUGGUUUAUCAAACCUCAACUUCCCUUUGCCCAUACACAACCGUCGAGACUGUCUCCGGAAAGGAAGUCACUGUUACCAGCACAAGCUAUUCCCUCAUCGUCACCCAGGUUCCACAAGCUGCCACAACUCAAAUCACCGUAGCUCCUGCGCCAACCACCGUAGCAACCGUCAUCUACCAAACUUCGACCUCCAUCUGCCCAUACACCACCGUCGAGACUGUUUCGGGUGUUGCUGUCACCUAUACCAGCACCAGCUACUCUCUCAUCGUGACCCAGGUCGCUCAAGUACAGACUUCUCAAGUUACAGUCGCUCCGCCACCAACUACUGUUCAAACCUAUGUUCUCUCGACAGCUACUUCAUAUGUUCCAGUCACUGAGAUCCAAACUGUCUCAGGAACUCCUGUGACUGUCAUUUCUACCCAAACCAGCUUGGUUGAAGUCAAGGUUCCAACCACCAUUGUCGCACUAACCACCCUCGCAACAACCCUCUACACAACCGACCAAGUCUACCAGACCAUCAGCACAGUUGAAACCUUCUACACCACCCUCUCCGCCGGCGAAACCCACACCAUUGCCACCACAAUCCUGAACACUAUCAAAGCAACCGAGCGUAUGACAAUCACCAAGACCCAAGAGCCAAUUGCUGUUACCAUCGAGACAAAUAUUCCCGUUACCGAAGUCGUCACGGUUCCAACCGAGCAAACAAUCACAUUGUCGGGGACCACAAUCAUUGCCACCCUCCGAUCAACAAUUCUUACAACCAAGACCGCCCCGGCCGCUGUAACCACUCUCCCAACCCUCCUAUCAACAGUGACGGUCCCAGUCGUCGCCACAGUUGGUCCGCCAGCACCAGUCAACACCACACUUCCCGCGCCACCGCUCGUUACCACAAAUGGUGCUGCUUCAGCGAGUGCCCCAAUCGCACUUGCAUUCGCCGGUGCCUUUGCGAUCCUCGUCUUCGCAUGA
This is a messenger RNA of Glarea lozoyensis ATCC 20868, 1917 nucleotides long. RefSeq lists its product as uncharacterized. Lineage: Eukaryota; Fungi; Ascomycota; Leotiomycetes; Helotiales; Helotiaceae. Bases 1 to 1917 code for a protein of 638 amino acids. The record is from RefSeq and is a predicted model, not a curated record. The transcript is spliced from 3 exons.